AUGGCGGACCAGACGGACUCGGACACGACACCGCAGAGAAAGCGCAUUGCCGUGGCUUGCGGCCGCUGUCGCAAGCGUAAGAUCCGAUGCAGUGGCGACCCCGGCCACGGCCAGCCGUGCUCCAACUGCAAGAACGCAGGCGUGGACCAAUGCCAGUUCCUUCGGGUAUCCUCCCGAGAAGCCCACUUGCGCGACGGAGCCAGCGAUUUCGGCUACAGCGUCGGGGACGCCAGGGUCUACGCGAGUCGGACGCCGGUGGGGGGGGGUAUGCCAUACAACCAAGACCUGCCUCCGACGCUGGGUUCCAGCGACGUUUUGGGCUCGUACCGGGGCGCCGGGUCAGCGUACGCCUUUACGCCAACAGCAGCAGCUACAACAGCCAGGGCCUACUACCCGGCCAUGCACGCCUACGGCACCCCCUACGCCGACGACUUCGAGCUCGGACUCGGCGUCUCAUCUCCGUCAGUCAUGAGUCACGACCAAACGGGCAUGCUGCCGGGGCAGUGGAGCUCAGGGGCAGCGGCAGCACGGCAGACGAGGACGCCCACCUUCAGCAGCAUGUACAUGGAUCCUUCUACCCCGGACGGCGGGGCGUACGGCGGUUACGGCGGCACACCAGGGGGGCUCCUCCACCGGACAAGCGCCGACUCGCCCAACUUCUCCUUCUCCGCCGUGGCCGCGUCCCUCCCGCUCUCCAGCACUCCCGGUCCAGACCGUGUGCUCCCCAACCCGACCGGCCAAUCCUCCUCCACCCUGCCAUACCCGGGAAUGAAGCCGCCAACACCCGCUGCUUCCUCGGCUUCCGCGGUAGCCGCAGCAGCGAGCACGCUAGCCGACGUCGCCACUGCAGCAGCGAGCUACGCAGGCGGAUUUGAAACCACCGCCACCGCUGCAGCAGCGUAUGCUGCCUCCUCCGCUUCGUCCUCGUCCUCUUCUUCGGCCACCGCCAGCGGGAGCAGCAUGUCCGGGACCUCGCCCUCAGUCGCGUCCCGCUCGAACUCGGACAGCUACUCCGACUUCACCAUAACAACCGGCGAGUCGCACGACCGGGGUCACCAGUCAUCCGCGUACGAGUACACGUCUCCACGACGUGGUUCGAGCAGCCAGGUUUAUGGUGAGAGUGCACAUGAAGUGGGGUACGAUCAUCAUCACCAUCACCAGCAUCAUGGACACGGUGGGCAUCCCCAUCAGCAUCAGCAUCCUCAUCAGAGUGGCUUCUCGUACAUGAGCGAUCCGGCCGCUGCCCAUCCUCAUGCCCACGGCCAAGUCGAUGACCGGCAUGUGGUUGCGCAGGCCGCCGUCAAUGCUGUGGCCGGCCGUCACUGAUCGGCUGCAAUACUAUGGCACUGGAAACAAGGUUGGGGGCCGGAAGUGGCUGAUUCGCUGGCUGGCUAGAUGAUGGUUCAGAGGCAGGUCUGGCCUGAAUAUGG
Messenger RNA from Chaetomium strumarium, 1430 nucleotides. RefSeq lists its product as uncharacterized. The transcript is spliced from 3 exons. Lineage: Eukaryota; Fungi; Ascomycota; Sordariomycetes; Sordariales; Chaetomiaceae. The record is from RefSeq and is a predicted model, not a curated record. The coding region runs from base 1 to 1326 and encodes 441 amino acids. Gene Ontology annotation, molecular function: DNA-binding transcription factor activity, RNA polymerase II-specific; zinc ion binding. Gene Ontology annotation, biological process: regulation of DNA-templated transcription.